AUGUCUGGCCGUGGAAAAGGAGGAAAAGCAAAGGGAAAGUCAAAGACUCGUAGCAGCCGUGCGGGUCUCCAAUUUCCAGUUGGACGUGUUCACCGUCUUCUUCGCAAAGGAAAUUAUGCUGAGAGAGUUGGUGCCGGUGCUCCGGUAUAUUUAUCCGCCGUUUUGGAAUAUUUAGCUGCUGAAGUACUCGAGUUAGCUGGAAACGCCGCUCGUGACAACAAAAAGUCAAGAAUUAUCCCUCGUCACAUCCAACUGGCAAUCCGUAACGACGAAGAAUUAAAUAAAUUACUGUCCGGAGUGACCAUUUCCCAGGGAGGAGUUCUUCCUAACAUCCAGGCUGUCUUGUUACCCAAGAAGACUUCCACCAGUGGCGGUGGAUCAAGUGGCAAAGGCGACAAAGCUUCCCAGGAAUUUUAG
This is a messenger RNA of Cotesia congregata, 417 nucleotides long. Lineage: Eukaryota; Metazoa; Arthropoda; Insecta; Hymenoptera; Braconidae. The record is from the annotation of a GenBank genome assembly.